This is a messenger RNA of Talaromyces stipitatus ATCC 10500, 1602 nucleotides long. RefSeq lists its product as uncharacterized. The coding region runs from base 1 to 1602 and encodes 533 amino acids. Gene Ontology annotation, molecular function: RNA-DNA hybrid ribonuclease activity; nucleic acid binding. The transcript has 2 exons. NCBI's taxonomy places the organism in Eukaryota, Fungi, Ascomycota, Eurotiomycetes, Eurotiales, Trichocomaceae. Gene Ontology annotation, biological process: DNA replication, removal of RNA primer. The record is from RefSeq and is a predicted model, not a curated record.
AUGGACGGGCGGGACUUUUUACUAGUCCCAUGGGACUUGCAGAGGUCUAGAGGCGAGUUGGCAACUGUCAAAUCUACAGUACGGUGGCUAGGGAUACUCCUAGAUAACCAACUUACAUGGAAGAGCCACUACAACGCUCGAAUUAAGACAGCAAGAAAUACGAUAAUCAGGUUAAACUCACUCUGCAGAGCUAAUGGGUUACCCCCAGCGUUAGUGAGGCGCAUACAGAAGGCUACAGUGCAAGCCCAAUUGCUAUGGGGUGCCGAGAUAUGGUGGCAAGGCCAGAAAACAUGGGCACAAAGGAUCCAGAUUCUAAUCAAUAAGCAAGCCAGAGCGCAGAUACUUCCAGUCACCCUCAGACAUGGUGACCUCCACGCACAACCUGGAGAGCAACCACUGGACGACCGUGAAUGGGCCUCUAGAGACAACAAGGUGCUAAAUCGACUUGGCCAAAGGCUUGCAAAGCACCUUGCUCAACGGUUAAACAGAGACCCCUCUGGGGGAAUCGAAAGAACUGAACGAUGCGAGCUCAAAAGCUUCCCAGGCUCGAUCCGAGUACUUGACAAGGAAGAGGCCCUAACAGAGGCUAAUCAACAGCGUGCUGGAACAACGUUUUGGUCAGACGGCUCUAGACUCGAUACAGGACGUGCAGGAGCCGGUGUCACUUUACAGGCUGUACCUGGAGGCCCCUGGGAACACGUAGAGGUGCCAAUGGGCCACGGACACGAGGUGUUUGACGCAGAACUAGUGGGAGUAGCCACAGCCCUUGAAUGGGCACUGGAGAGGCAACCUCUUGAUCCUAUCUGGGUGUUCCUUGACGCACAGAAUGCUAUUGAUCGCCUCAGAUCGACAAGGCCAGGCCCUGGGCAAGCCCUUGUUCUCAGGGCUCACAAGGCAGCUGAGAAACUAGCCUUGAGAGGCCAACCAGUCACAAUACAAUGGGUCCCAGGCCACUCAGGGAUUGAAGGGAACGAGCAGGCUGAUCAAGCUGCUAAACGUGCAGCUAGUAAACAAACCGCGCCUGGUUUUGAGCACCUAUCUUUAGCGCACGUUAGAAGGGCUUGCACGGAAGCAAGGAGAGCUGCAGUAUCUGAAUGGGCUCAAAUCAAUGCUGUACAAGGCAGGCAUAGAGAUGGACGUGUCUACAAGAUGCCUCGAGGUUGGAACCUUGACCCAGUGGCAGGAAAAGCUCCGAAAAGAUUGGCUAGUCGAUACUACCAGUUAAAGACAGGACAUGCCCCAAUUGGUACCUAUCUAUACCGGAUAGGCCGACGGGAAUCGCCUGAGUGUCAGGCCUGCAAGGAGCCUCAUGAGACAGUAAGGCAUGUACUCUUUGAGUGCCGUGGACGUCGAACAGGACGAAGAACUCUCUAUCAAGCCCUCAAAAAAGCAGGCGUGCCACUGCCUACAGCGGCUGAGGAAGACCCCGAGGCUAGGCUAUUUGCUGAGCCUAGAGCGACGCAGGGCUUGCUGCAAUUCGUGGCUGAAGCCAACCUAUUCAAUGAUAAGGAGCGGACAGCCAGAGAGGCUGAGUCUAGUGAUGCGUGGGGGUGGGAUACGUUGGAGGAAGGUGGCCUAGGUGUCACAUUGGAGGAUGAAUAG